Poeciliopsis prolifica (blackstripe livebearer) is the source of this 2025-nucleotide messenger RNA. It is a transcript of the gene wdsub1, whose product is annotated as WD repeat, sterile alpha motif and U-box domain containing 1. Bases 296 to 1723 code for a protein of 475 amino acids. Gene Ontology annotation, biological process: protein ubiquitination. Lineage: Eukaryota; Metazoa; Chordata; Actinopteri; Cyprinodontiformes; Poeciliidae. Gene Ontology annotation, molecular function: ubiquitin-protein transferase activity; protein binding. The record is from RefSeq and is a predicted model, not a curated record. The transcript has 12 exons.
ACAGUGAGUAACAGAGACGGACAGAGACGAGGAAGAUUUACGUUCGCUCUUGUUGAACAAUAACAGGACCCGGUCUACUGACUGGUCUUUUUUCUUCUGCAGUCUGUUUUUUUAGGCUGGUUUUAAUUAUUUAUAUACGUAUAUAUAUUGCAUAAUGGUAGAAAGUAGCGUCAUCAUCCGGAAGAACCGUUAGCUUGUAAAGCAGCAACAAUUAGUUGUUCUGGUGUUUUAGUUAAUUUAUUUAAGAUCUCCUGGCAGAGAAAAGGUCCUCCAGACUUUAGCGUUGGCUCUGCGGAUGGCGUCUGUAGUCUGCACCUUACGAGACCAUCAAGACGACAUCAACUGGUGCGCAUUCUCCGCCAAACUGCUGGCUACCUGCUCCGGGGACAAAACCCUCAGGAUAUACAACGCUGACGACUUCUCCGAGUUGCCUUUCUCACCUCUGAAGGGACACAGCUACAGCGUCCACUGUUGCUGCUUCAGCCCCUGCGGCCAGUUCCUCGUCUCCUGCUCCACAGAUGCGACCACGGUGGUGUGGUCCAUGGUGACGGGGGACGUCGAGGCCGUCCUGGAGCAUCCCGGCCGCAGCCCUGUUCGGAUCUGUGCGCUGUCCCCCAACGCGGCCCACCUGCUUUCAGGCGCGUCUGACGGCACUUUGGCUCUGUGGGAUUUCCACUCUAAGAGGCUGUCCAGGACUGGAGGAGUGAGAGACACAACCAUGGUAGCUUGCUCCUUCAGCCCUUGCAGUCAGAUGUUCAUGACGGGCUCCACCUAUGGAGAUCUGCGUCUGUGGGACCUGCACUUAAACCAACUCCUCGCAAAGAAGGACGCCCACGACCUGGGGGUGUCCUGCUGCAGCUUCGCUCCCAGCUUCCUCGGCGGCAACCAAGUUGUGCAGUUUCAUUUGGCAUCUUGCGGACAAGACUGUCACCUGAAGAUCUGGGCUAUUAACAAGUUCACCUCUGGAGGCUUUAACAUGGUGCUCCUACACACACUAACCGGGCAGACGGCUCCGGUCUUCUGCUGUGCGUUCUCCUCUGACGGGCAGCUGCUUGUGUCUGGCUCAGUGGACAAAAGCGUAAAAGUCUACGAUGCAAAUAACGCCGUUCUGCUUCACACACUGAACCACCACGAGAGGUAUGUGACAGCGUGCGCCUUCCAUCCAACAGCGCCGCUGAUCGCCACCGGAUCCAUGGACAAAACCGUAAACAUCUGUCGGCUGGAGGACGGACGCAGGGACGGGAAGUCGUUGCCUGGAAAAGCCGCGGCGGGCCGGUCGAAGCUGCUGGUCGCCGAUUGGUCGGAGGGGGACGUGUCAGAGUGGCUGGCCGAGGAAGGGCUCCAGGGAUUGGUGGACAAAUUCAAGGCCAAUAACAUAGACGGGACAGAGCUGCUGAGUCUCACCAAGGAGACGCUGGCGUCAGAGCUGGGCAUAGAGUCUGUCGGCCUGCGAGGUAAACUCCUGAGGAAAGUGGAGGAGCUGAAAAGUGGUUCAGUUUGCUCGGGGGUUCCUGAUGAGUUUCUGUGUCCAAUCACCAGAGAGCUUAUGAGGGAACCAGUUAUAGCAGCUGACGGCUACUCGUAUGAAAGGGAGGCGAUUGAGAACUGGAUCCACACCAAGAACCGUUCCAGCCCAAUGACCAACCUUCCCCUGCUGACAACACUCCUCACACCCAACCACGCCCUGAAGAUGGCCAUCGGCCGCUGGAAGACCAGCCAGUAGCAUCCUGAGCUGGUCGGCGCGUUUCCUUCUGAAGUCGAUAGAAACAAGACAUUCUGCUUCUGCUUUAUUCUCAUGCUGAAGUUCUUUGUGGAGGAGCAAAGCUGGAUUAGGUAAGUAUGAAGAUUAAGUGUAGAUCUGUCCGACAAACAUCGGAGGCUGGCAGCUGCAACACAGCAGAGACCCAGAUCUGUUUGUCAGCACUGUUGACAGACAAUGUGUUGCUAAUCACAUAAUAAAUGUGGAAUUAUCAGUUUAAAAAGUCACAAAAAGGAAAACUUUUCAUUAGUUGGUUUUUAUUCAAG